CUGCCUCUUCACGGAUAGAGGAGGGGCUGGAGGGUGGCACGGGGUGGAGGGCAGGACGGAUUGAACGAAGCCUGGCAGCCGUGCUUUGGAAAACCCACUUCUCCAAAAAUAAAGUUUGACUACAUUCUUCUUACCGAACGGAAGACUUCACAGAAUAGUUCGCUUAUUUUUCUCCGUUUUUUUAACCAUUGGGGAAAUGACUAAACCAUCAGACUUUUAGGAGAAAAUACAUUGGAAAGUGUCGCUCAACUUUCCACACAGGAAGCAAGGUCUAACUGCAGAUUGCGGACGACUCAGAUGCUCAGAACAUGGAGCUGAACAGAGGAGAAGUACCUCUAUAUGGCCAGGUGGAGGUCCGUGCUGUGUUACAGGUUACAGAUCUGGACAAGGAACCAGAACAGACAGAGUUCUAUGUGGUUCUAGAAGGUUCCAGACUAGCCCAUGUUGCUGUAGUUAAGAGAGCGGAGGAUGGAGAGUCUCUUUGCUUCACAGUUCCUGGUCACGACCUCCAAGAGACCGCCUCUGUCACAGUGUAUCGUCACACAGAGGACGGAGCCAAGCCUUGUGGAGGCGGGGCCUCCCUGAGGUACGUCUGUGAUUUGCCACAGGAAGUGGCCGAGUACCUGCUAGCCAACAGCGACUCUUUGAGUCCCCAGAGCCACCUGGAGGUUCUGAGAAGGGUCUCAGCAGCUCCAGGGGAGGGGGACAUGGAGGGUGACAUGAGCGCUGGUCCAGGAAAGGAGCACUCUCUGGGGCAGACAGACCAGGAGGAGGUGGGGGUUAGAGGUGGGAGACCCAGACCUGAUCCACAGAUAGAGUGUCAUCUCAGGGAGAUGGAUGAGAGGAUAACCCAGGCCGUGGCUAACCUGAACUACCCUCUGGAGUGGAGCGGCAAGGCCAGCCAACCUAGAGAAGAGCUCCUGCCCAGGGAGGCUCUCCUCCACCUCUCAGUGCGUCUGGGUUUGCUCCAUCUCUCCCGCUUUCUGAUUGGCCAGCCUAUGGGUCAGAGGGCACUGACCAUGCCCAAUGAGGAGGGGGAAACACCCCUCCAGCUGGCUCAGAGGAGAGGAGACCACUCCCUCUUUAUGGCACUCGCUACUUCACCUUUCCCUCAGAGGUCUCCCCUUGUCGGGGUGUGGUGUGUAUGGGCAGAUAGCACCCGUGUACUGAGGUUCUGUCCUGGAUCUGACUGCCUCUCCCUCACCUUCCUGGGGGGCCCUGAGAGCAGUGUUCUGGGCAACAUCAUGGUCCUCAGAGAGAAACUGAUGGACCACAACAUCCUCAGACAGAUCUCAGCACUGAGAGGUGAUGUUCAGAUGGAGGACAGUUACGGAUUGGACGUCCUUAGAAGUGAUGCCAGUGACGGAGGUCUGGGCAGGGGGCUGCCAGUUAGAUACCUUACUCUGGUGGAUAGUGUUUUUGAAGAUCAGCUUGUUCUCUCUCUGGAUGAUGAUGAGGAGCUUCCAACGUUACAAACAGUAAAGUCCCAGACGACCCACCCCAGAGGAACCCAGAGACAGUUCUCUCACUCUGCUGCUGCAGACACAUUAGCCUCCAUCAUCAAUGGCAGGAGUCAGCUCGACACAGAGGUGGAUGACCUAAGGGCUAAUGCCAGUGUUGCUGGGAUAACGAGGGACAGCUCUGUGACUGUCAGCAGGGUGUGGGACUCGGUGGCCUCAGAGUGCCUACUCCAGGCCACCUCCACCCCUCUACCUCCAUUGGGACUAGAGGAACAACAGUCCCCCUCCAUCUCUCACUCCCCCUCUCCCUCACCUUCCCCCGCUGACCGAGCCCUCGCCCAACUCAACAGCAACUCCCACUCUUACCUAACCAAUCAGAGAGGGAGCCCGCCUCUGGAAUCCCCUGACCUCAGCCCCAGUCUGGUAGCUCUAGUGAUGGACAGUGAGGGAGAUGAGGAGGGGUUCCUGGUAAAGUCUUCCCUCUCUCCCAUCUCUCCCCUGAACUCUGACCCUCGUAGCAGCGGGGACGACACCUCCCCAGGCCUCACCUGCACACGCACACACUCCGUGUCCUCAGACGGCGACCCCCCCCCCGCAAAGGAUAUGGGCAACCAGGGGAUCAGACACCGCUCCUACUCCUACUCCUCCCCCAAGAUCAGCCUGCUGCCCCCCCGCUUCUCCCGCAAAACCUUAGCCACGCCUGCAACCUCUGACCCCAGCCCAGCUGUCUUGUCCUCCACAGAACAGAGAACAUUGAGUCUAUCAGAGCAGCCUCUCGAAAAAAGGGAGUUAAGAUUUCGUAAGCGUGCCCAGUCUGCAGACGAUGAGGGCAGCGUUGAGCUGGCAGAGUCCCUUCAACACCUCACCCUCUCAGAGUUCCUCAAAGAAAUUGAAGAGGAGGAGUGGGACAAGUACAACAUCCCCUCCAAGGUGGAGUCAGAGAAAUACAAAGUGAUUCGUACCUUCAGCUUCCUCAAGAGCAGGAUGUCCACCACUCGCAACAAGAACAAGGGAAAGGGGAAGGAGAAGGAGAGAGAGAAGGAAGGGACAGAUAAGGACAAACAGCAGAAUGGACAUCGUUUCUCCACGGGUUCCUGUGCUGGUCCCACCGUCUGUCUGGUCUGUGACAAACCUGCUACUGGCAAGGACCUUCUGCACUGCUCCUGUUGUACAGUCAUGGUCCAUAAGGGUUGUAAGGACUCUGCUCCCCCGUGUCUAAAGAAACUUCAGGAUAAGUAUGCAGUUACUAUGGUGAAGAACCGAACAGCAUCCCUCCCGCAGAACUUCACAGUGCGAGACAGUCCCUCUCCAUGUCCGAUCUCCACCUCAGCCUCUCUACCUAUGAUGAGCCAGAGGGACAAGAGGGAAACAGCUUCCCUCCCCAACCCCCUCUCCAGGAGCGUCCCUUCUGCCACAGACAGGCUUAGUGAGAGUCCAGAGGCGGAGUCUGACAGCAGGUGGUGUCCUGGCCAAUCAGAGGAGCUUCUGCAGACCACCGAGUCGUCCACGUCCACUGACUCCUCCGUCGGAGAAGUUUGUCCUUCCACUCCCCAAGUAGACUGUGUGGACGCUAGUCUCCAUGGUGACCUGGAUGCUGAUGCUCUAGACUACAAGGCUGAGUCUUGGAGUCUGACGGUGGAACACACGUUCUGUAAGAAGCAGGACAAACGGGUGGUCAAGAGGCAGGAUGUUAUCUAUGAGUUGAUGCAGACAGAGAUGCACCACCUCCAGACACUGAGGAUCAUGGCUGAGGUGUUUCGGCGAGGGAUGAGGGAGGAGGUUCAGUUGGAUGCGGGCGCCGUGGACCGUGUCUUUCCUUGUCUGGAUGAACUCCUCCUCCUCCACCACAACCUCUUCAACGCCAUGAGGGAACGCCGCCACAGCUCCGCCAAGCCACAUGGGGACAGGAACUACGUCAUAGUACGCAUCGGAGACAUCCUGUUGCAACAGUUUUCUGAAGACAGUGCAGAGAGGAUGAAACAGGUGUAUGGAGAGUUCUGCAGCCAUCACACUGAGGCAGUCACCUUCUUCAAAGAGUUACAGCAGCACAACAAACGAUUUCAGACCUUCAUCAAGCAACAAAGUAAUAACUAUUUGGUCCGGAGGAGAGAGAUCCCAGAAUGCAUCUUGUUGGUGACCCAGAGGAUCACUAAGUACCCUGUUCUGCUGGAGAGGAUUCUACAGUACACUCAGGUGGACAGUGAGGAGCACAUGGACCUUUCCAGAGCCCUGGUUCUGAUCAAGGAAGUGAUCGCGGCAGUUGACCUGAUGGUCAGUGAGUUUGAGCAGGGUCAGCGGUUACAGGAUGUUCUGAACAGGAUGGAGAAUCGGAGCUUUGCCAAGCUGAAGAACGGGCACACCUUCAGAAAGCAGGAUGUUCUGGGGCCAGGCCAGACCCUCAAACACCAGGGCCUGUUACUGUGGAAGACCGCCACCGGACGACUCAAAGAUGUCAUGGCUCUCCUUCUGACAGACACACUGAUCUUCCUCCAGGAGAAAGACCAGAAGUUCAUAUUCGCUGCUGUGGACCAGAAGCCCCCAGUGAUCUCUCUCCAGAAGCUGAUCGUCAGAGAGGUAGCCAAUGAGGAGAGAGGGAUGUUUCUGAUCAGUGCGUCGGCCGCAGGGCCAGAGAUGUACGAGGUCCACACUUCCUCGAAAGACGAACGCAACACCUGGAUGAGACUAAUCAGAGAAGCAGUAGAGAGCUGUCCAGAGGAAGAGGAGGAGAACACUAAUGAGUCAGAAGAGGAGAGAAGAACAGCUGACGCCAGAGUCCAGAAGAUACACAAACUACAGGAGACCCUAUCCAGUCAGGAUUAUCAGAUAUGCUCCAGUCUGGAGGAGAAGCUACAGAUCUAUGCUGAACUGUCUGUCCUGAGGGGCGAGGCCCAGGAACCACACCCUGAGCCACACCUACUGGUCCAGCCAAACCCAGAGGAGGUGCCCCAGGCUGCAGUACUGCUUACUGCCGCUCUCAGAGAGGCUGAGAACCUGAGGACCACUCUGUCCUCGCUGACCUUUUCCCCCUUCAGCCCCUGCAGCCCUCCCAGGGACCCCCUGUCCCACCCUGUCCCACCAGCCUGCCCUCCUACCCUCCUGGACAUCCCCUCAGUUGCGGAGGCCUCACUUGGGGACCCUAAUACCAGGGAUGGGGAGUCAGCCUCCCAAGUCCUUGUACUGCAGUCCCUGACUAAUAAUAUCAACCUUAAGGUGUCCCACAGUGUCCAAAGCUUGACCCAGUUACUCUAUAGUCUACAGGCGGCGGUAACCAUCCAAGACAGUUUCUACGAGGUUCAGAAGUUCCUCCUCCAUGAGAGUGACCGCCACUCCCCCCGCGCUCCGAGACCACACACCCCAUGUCUCCGUGGCAACGCUCUGCAGGAGCAGGAGAAGCAACGUAAUCUGGAGAAGCGCCGUGAGGAGGUGGCGGCAGCGGUACGGUUGCAGGGCAGGCUGCACCAGGAGAGACAGCGGUGGGAGAGGGAGUGCCAGGCGCGCCACAGCCAACAGGGGGAGCUGGAGAGUAGGCUGGAGGAGAGGGAGAGACAGUGCCACCUGGAGGCUGAGAGGCUGAAACAUGAGCGGGAAGAGCUGGAGGAGCAGCUGGAGGAGUACCAGCAGAGCCUGGAGAGGCUGAGAGAGAGUCAGAGGAGUGUGGAGAAGGAGAGGGAGAGGCUGGAGACCCAGCAGAACCUGCUGCAGAGCUGGAGACACAGCCGACAGAGGAGCCUGCCGGUCAUGGUCAUACCCCUGGACCGCUGUCAUCAGGUGUGUGUGAGGGGGGACUCACUUCCUGGCCAGCCUGGAGGCCAUCUUGACAACGGCGGCUCAGUCUUUGUCAACGAGGCAGCGGUCACCACGGCAAUGGGGCUCAACAACCGCCACCUGCAGCAGCAGCAGAGAGGGUACAGCGAUGACCCUCGAGCCCACAACAGCCUGAACACCCUACUGGCCCGCUCCAGCCACGGACAGACACUCCAACUCCACCCUGACACACACACACCGGGGGGCACCGGUGUCACCGGGUACCUCUACACACCCACAGUGGGACAGGGCCCUGAGCAGAAACCCAACGAUAUAAACACACACCGCAAAGUGAGGGAGAUGUGGUCAAUGAUGGCAACAGCGGCUGGACAAUAUCAGGGUGUACCCCCACAUGGAGAUCCCCAACUGGACCUGUCCUUCUUGGUUCCUCUGGAGACGGAGAGUGGGGAUGGGGAGGACGUGGGAGAGGAGAACAUUGUGUACCUCUGAGGCUGAACCCCCUGAGUCAAAACCAGGACUUAAAUCUGGAAUCCUUAAUGGUGAAACUGCCACAUCCGUUUGGGAUAUUACAACAACUAAGAAGUUACUACAAACAACAAACACCGUUUUUUCCCCCUUGGACAUAAUUAGAAUCACAGAUUUGAAGGCUCCGAAUACAAGAUUGGACAGUAAAUAUCUAGGCCUAUUGUAUAUCAACAAGGUUUAAAGAAGUAACAGGACUGGCACAUACAGAAAUCUCUCAUGCUUUGUCUCUCUGCCCCGCCACGUCUGUGCCAGGUACCCUCCAUAUGUGUCGCCAAGUGUUGUCAAUGAGAGUGCUUUUAUAGUGCUACAUGUUUAUGUGUCCAUAUGUGCAGUGUGUGUGUGUAACUUCAUCCACUGUGUGUGUGUGUGUGUCUCUGUUGAGAGUUCAACUCCAGGGCUGCCAUCGGGCCUGUGUGCCUGAGGCCCUCCAAUGACAGUUACCCUGACCAACCCUGCUGCCUGCCUUCCCUCUCUCUCCUCACCCCUGUAUCUCUCUGUAUCCCUGCCCCACACUGCCCUAAGUCUGCUUCAGUCUACCUCUCGUUUUCUCCCUUGUCCUCUAAGCCCAAUCUCUCCAAGACUAUUUAUUAGGCUCUCCCAGAAUGAAAUGCUGAGGAGAGUCUUCUCUAUGUUACCGCAGGGGGAAAGAGAGAGAGCAGAGAGGGGCUGGUAUCACUGUAGAAUCAGGCUGAAUCUGUCUGGCCAGGAAAUAAACAGCUGCUCGCCCAUUCAUCAGACAAGCUCUAUUUAGAAGGUGAGCGGGAUUCUGCAAACACAUUAGUCAUGAAGGAUGAGGUGAAGCACCAUGAUCAGAAGGGAUUUGGUCCCUUGGUUUCUCAGACUGUCUGGCUCUGGCUACGCCCGGACAGCAUCAUUUGUUUUUAUCCGAAGGACUUUUUAUUGUUUUGAAAGAGUGUAAAGGUAUUGUGGUUUUAGGAAUGAUGUUGUGACUGUAGCAAUAUAUCCAUACAUUAUAGGACACUGCACUACUCUGCCUAUAUAAAGUACAUAUUUUAUUAGGGUCAAACGCAUAUAGUGGUCAAAAACCAUAGGACAGAACAUUUCUAUACUUUCAAUGACCUUUGCUUUUAAAAAUGGUUUUAAGUAUCCAAUCAGGGACAGUGGACUGUACAUGUGAAGCAUACCAAAUAUGGCCACAUCUCUUCUGCAUGAUAACAUAUUUUUUUUACAUCGUUUUAAAAAUUUUAAUGUUUAAAUAUUCCUUCCAAGGCACAUAUUUCAUAGCACAUGAUUUAUUCCAGUGUGUGUUCAGUUACUUUAAGAUUUUGUCUUAUGUAAAGUUACCUUACUAAUGCAUGUGUAGUAAUAGUAGCUGGAUAGUCAGCCUGGUAUCAGUUUAUAUCAGUGGAGGUUCCAUAGAGGAGGAAGGGGAGGACCAUCCUCCUCAGUGAAUUUAAUAAAAAAUAAAAAUAGUGAAACAUUGAAAACGUAAUCCUUUAUAUAAAAAAAUAUACUAAAUCUAUUCACGUCACCAAAUAGUUGAUUAAAACACACUGUUUUUCUAUAUAGGUCUACAGUAGCCUCAACAGCACUCAGUAGGGUAACACCAUGGAGUAGCCAUAGGACAGCUCGUUUCCAUCCUCCUCUGGGUACAUUGUUUUAUUAUUUUUGUAUUUGAUUAUUUUACACUUAUUUUAACAGGUAAUUUGACUGAGAACACGUUCUCAUUUACAGCUACAACCUGGGGAAUAGUUACAGGGGAGAGGAAUUACACCAAUACAAAACCAAUACUUACACAGUAAUAAUGACAACUUCCGGAGAAUGUCCUCCAAUCUAUCAAAGCUCUUGCAGCAUGAACUGACAUGUUGUCCACCCAAUCAAAGGAUCAGAGAAUGAAUCUAUCACUGAAAGCAUAUGCUACAGUUAGCUAGCACAGCAGUGCAUACAUUGUGGUGAGUAGUUGACUGAAAGAGAAAGACAAUAGCUGACCAGUUUUUAACAAAUUAAUUUAUUCAAAAAUUGAGAAGAAAUAUUUAUUGUUGUAAUUUUUUCACUUUCACUUACUUAGCUAGCGAAUGCAGCCAGCUAGUUUAGCCUACUUAAACACCCAGCUCAAACAGGGAGGGAUGCUAUGUUAGUUAGCUGGCUAUGACUAUCCAAAACUGGAAUUCUUCCAAGUCAACGUAAACUUUUGAUGUAAGCUGUGUGUAGCAGUUAGUGGUUAUAAUAUGAAGGUUUGGCUUGGAUUUUUUUUUUCUGGUCACAGACAGCUGGUGUGUUGUGCACUGCAGUCCACAAGUGAAGGGAAAAGGUGAGAGGAGGAGAGUGCGUAGAUGUGAGAAGGAAUACAACAAGUAAAGUAAUCAUGCUGUUUGUAUGUGGCUGCUAUGAAAGUGAACUGUGUUUAUGUGUGAUCAGAGAUGCAUGUAUUCAUUCCUCCGAUUCUGUAAGCAAACGGAAUGAAACAUGGAUAAAAAUACCUGAAUUUGUUUGCAACUGUUGGACUAAUGAUUACACCCUAGAUCAGAUAGAUGCAGGCAAGAGUGUGCGGUAUUAAAUGUGUCACUGUCUGUCA
This is a messenger RNA of Oncorhynchus gorbuscha (pink salmon), 8286 nucleotides long. RefSeq names its product rho guanine nucleotide exchange factor 28-like. The transcript is spliced from 36 exons. NCBI's taxonomy places the organism in Eukaryota, Metazoa, Chordata, Actinopteri, Salmoniformes, Salmonidae. Bases 309 to 5714 code for a protein of 1801 amino acids. The record is from RefSeq and is a predicted model, not a curated record. Gene Ontology annotation, molecular function: guanyl-nucleotide exchange factor activity. Gene Ontology annotation, biological process: regulation of Rho protein signal transduction.